Molecule: messenger RNA, 1269 nt
Organism: Podospora pseudocomata
Lineage: Eukaryota; Fungi; Ascomycota; Sordariomycetes; Sordariales; Podosporaceae
Gene: ETR1
Product: mitochondrial 2-enoyl thioester reductase
Exons: 1
Coding region: 1-1269 (422 amino acids)
Biological process (GO): fatty acid metabolic process
Cellular component (GO): mitochondrion
Molecular function (GO): trans-2-enoyl-CoA reductase (NADPH) activity
Source: RefSeq, a predicted model, not a curated record
AUGGCAGCCCCCCGCCUAACAACCAAGGCCCUCCGCCUCCCCACCAGCAAACUCCUCCGUCCGGCUCUCACCACGGCCACUCCCCGAGCGGUCCCUAUCUUCACCCAAAAACGCCACCUCACCGGCCCCUACGGCUACCACCAAUCCAAAGCCCUCACCUUCUCCUCCUUUGGCGAACCUAUUGACGUCUUGUCGCUGCACACCCACUCCAUCUCCCCCACCCUCCCCUCCGGCUCCGUCUUGGUCCGCACCCUCGCAGCACCAGUAAACCCAGCAGACGUCAACACCAUCCAGGGCACCUACGGCUCCAAGCCCCCCUUCACCACCCUCCUCGGUACCGCCCAACCGUCCGCAGUACCGGGGAAUGAGGCCUGCUUCGAGGUCCUGUCUGUCGGGCAGGGAGUGAAGGGUCUGGAGAAGGGGGACUGGGUUAUCCCUGCCAAGACGGGGUUUGGAACCUUUAGGACUCAUGCUUUGGUUGAGCAGGCGGAGGGGAAACUGAUGAGGGUCGAGAGGGAGGGUUUGACGCCCGUUCAGGUGGCGACGGUGUCGGUGAAUCCGUGCAGUGCGUAUCGGAUGCUGAAGGACUAUGUCGAUCUGGUUGGUCUCAGCAUGCGGUGGUAUCGCGAGGGGAAAGACGUCUCCGGGGGGGCGUGGUUUCUCCAAAACGGGGCGAAUUCUGGGGUGGGCAGGGCGGCGGUUCAGUUUGGGAGAUUGUGGGGGUUGAGGAGUAUCAACGUCGUUCGGGAAAGGGAGACACCUGAAGAGACGGAGAAGCUCAAGGAGGAGCUCACCGGGUUGGGAGCCAAUGUUGUUCUGACCGAGCAGGAGUUCUUGGACAGGAGUUUUAGGGAUCGACUUGGGGAGCUGACAAAGGGGGGGAAGGAACCGUUGUUGUUGGGGAUGAACUGUGUUGGGGGGAAGUCGGCGAGUGCUGUGGUGAAGGCGCUGAGUCCGAAGGGGUGCAUGGUUACGUAUGGCGGGAUGAGCAGACAAAGUUUCCCGUUCCCGACUGGGCCGCAGAUCUUCAAGAGGUUGAGGUUCGAAGGCUUUUGGUUGAGUGAGUGGGGUAAGGAGAACCCAGAGGGCAAGAGGAAGAUGAUUGAGGAUAUUUUGAACUUGAUGAGGGAGGGUAAGUUCAAGGAGAGCCCGGUGCAGGAGGUGGAGUGGAACUGGGAGACGGAGGAGAAGACGCUCAAGGAGGCGGUUCAGGGGACCCUGGGCGGGUUUAGGAGUGGGAAGGGUGUUUUUGUUUUUGGGGAGACGUAA